CAACACUCUCAUGUGUUAGGAAACCUGCAUGUGCAGAAUGCACCUCUCAGCACCCAGGCUGCUGGGAGUGCACCUUUCAGGUAUAAAACCUGAUGGGAAGCAGCACCAGAGCAGGACCUCUGUCAAGAAGAAAGCGUGCACAGCAAUGGAAGGCAAAUCUGUUGCUGUCACUUUGGUUCUCUGCUUGGUCUCAAUGGCAGGGUCAGAAGGUAAGGCCCUGGAGAAGACACAUGAAAGAGGCUCCCAAUGCCAGUGCAUAAGCACUCACUCCAAGUUCAUCCCUCCCAAGAUUAUUCAGGAUGUGAGAUUAAGCCAAAGAGGACCUCACUGCAAACAUGUGGAAAUCAUAGCUAUGCUGAGAGAUGGCAGGGAAGUGUGCGUGGAGCCCGCUGCGCCCUGGAUCCGGCUCACUGUAAAGGCUCUGCUGGCCAGGGCCAGGAACAAUGUUGAGUCACCAGUCAAAGAAAAGUCAAGGAAGAAUAAACCUUGGAUUUCUGCAAGGAUAUGAAAUGGGAGUAAACAUUGCUGCUGAGAAUGCCAUCAUUUCUGAUGAGAAUGCACCCUCUGCUACAUUGCUAGAGUUGAUUAUUUUUAUUUCCCUGAGAUAUUUGCUGAUUCACGUUAUUUUCUUUGCUGUCGCUCUCUCUAAACUUCUGUCUGUGAUAGAUCAAGGAUUUCAAGGCUAAUGAAAGUGUUUAAGUGUUGUAAGGAUGAGAACAAACAAGAUGAAGUUAGUUACCCCUAAAUGGCCUGACUUAAACAGAAACAGAAUGCAUACAAUUAGCAAACACAUAAAUAAACACAUAAUAAAGAAACAUCUGUGUAGCUAUGAAGGAAGUCAUCUCUCACACACUUGUUGCAGUUGUUUGAAGGUGAAAACAAGACAGGAUGGAUUGAUGUGGCAGGUCUCACAGGUAGAGUCAAAGUGCCUUUUUGAAAUCCUUUCACAGCCCUCACUAAACAUUGGAAAUAAUGAGACUAAGAAACAUAUCUUGGAAAUGGAUAAGUAACAGGUGAAUACAUGGAGAUGAAGGGAAGAAUGAAAAGAUGAAUUUUCAUUGAUAAAGGGACAUCACGCAUGGGUUCUUACACCCCCUUGUGUGGGAUCCUGUUAGGUUUGGCCGUCCCACACGGGAUCUGGCAAGGUCAUUUGCCAUGAGCUGAAGUACUCUGGGGAUGCUAAAUGAGGAUGUGAAAACAAGGCUCAUCUGUAAAGAGCUGCAGAAGCACCUUGGGAGAGUCACUGAUUAGGCAACAAACUACCAGGUGAAAUUCCCUGCAGGAAGAAGCCAAAGUGAUUGACACAGGAAAAAAAUUACAAUGCUCCUACAGAAGUAAAACAUUCCAGGCUGACCUUCAGCACACAGGAGAGAGAUGUCGGGAUGAUGCUGGGUGCAUGAUAGGAAUAUCAGAUCAGGAAUGAAGAGUGUUUAUAAGUGACUAAAUGGGAUUUGACUGGGUAUAAGGAAGGUGCAAGCAAGCACAGGCUGAUACCUGAAAUACCUCCUGUCUCAUCAACAGUUCCUUGUCACUGUAAGCCUCGGGGUAAAGACUGGGAGCUCACGGCUUUCAGAAGGGAGCAGCUAAAAAUAGAGACACUACAUCACCUGUGUUACUUCUGCUUGUUGUGCUGCAGUUUCCACUCACAGACAGGAAGAUGCAGGCAGAGAGACACACAUACACAUAUACACCGAGAGAAGUUUAGAAGCCAUAUUUCCAAAGAAAAGAACACAUUAUUCACUUCAAUGUAACAGAAAAUACUAGGUCAAUUUUUUUCUCUUAUGUUAGUUGACAGAUUAGCCUGAGUUGGAAGGGACCCAGAAAGAUCAUCAAGUCCAACUCUUAAGUCAAAGUUCAAUAUGGAGAUUGAGCCUGUGACCUCGGCCUUAUGAGCACCAUGUUCUAUCUACAACCUAAUAGACCACAUUUUUUAUAUAUAAAAAGAUUUUGCAGCUUACAUAUUUCUUCUGUGUUGUUUUUCCAGGGUCAUGCUUAUAUGGCUAAACAUUAAUGUUACUGUGUCAAUUCCCAGUGAUAUAUUGUUAAUUUCUUUCUACAGUCAAAACCAUUUUGUCUUAAUGAUUUGCUUCACACUGUUUAUGGCUAGCCAUAUAAAUCUGAUUUCUGAGGUAGAAAGCACUGGAGUGCACAUUCUAGCAGCACUCAUCAGACUAGACACAUGUGGUGAGAGUGAUGGAGGACUCAAAAAUGCCAUGAGUGCCCUGUGGGGGUCAGUUUUGUGAGCCCCAGGGUGUGAGGUGGGGUUUGAAGUUUGAACCCCAGCAGCCGCCUCACCGAAGCAGCUCUGGACUCAGAUGUGAAUCCAUGAGCUGACUGAACACAUCCACUGCUCCUUCCUGCUGCCCCACCACCAGGUUUUGGUGAGCAGCAAGGUUUUGCCUGUCCAUCAGCUUGAGAUCCAUUGGAUCAUCAAAUUGACAUAUGACAGCUGUUACACCAAACAGAUCUGACUUAUAGGAGUCAGAGAUGAGGGUGUGAUGUGUGUUAUGGCCACCGACGGCUUCUAAUUUAAUCAAAAGUUCCUGGCACAGACUUCUUCAAACUCAACAUGUGUUUCUUCCUGCCAUUUCCACGUCUUACUUUCACAGUCAAAAUGCCUAUGGCCGAGCUGAUGAGAGGCAAAUGCAAGAAAAGCAAUAAAUGCAGCCUUACAGGGCAGGUAAAGCCCAGGUGCUGGUGCCUAACAAUUCUCUAGGUGGACUUAGUAUCUCUUCUGUUCAUACCACGUGGAUAAAUUUUAUUUGUAGUAUGUAUAUUUGUUAAUAUUUUCUGUUAUUUUAUGUUAAUACUACAGAUUAUACAAAUGCAUCCUUUUGUUAUAUUACUUUAUACCUUAUAUUAAUAUUUUCAAUGCA
Molecule: messenger RNA, 2876 nt
Organism: Motacilla alba alba
Lineage: Eukaryota; Metazoa; Chordata; Aves; Passeriformes; Motacillidae
Product: interleukin-8-like
Exons: 4
Coding region: 29-508 (159 amino acids)
Biological process (GO): cellular response to lipopolysaccharide; antimicrobial humoral immune response mediated by antimicrobial peptide; chemokine-mediated signaling pathway
Cellular component (GO): extracellular region
Molecular function (GO): chemokine activity; CXCR chemokine receptor binding
Source: RefSeq, a predicted model, not a curated record